Molecule: messenger RNA, 2214 nt
Organism: Patella vulgata (common limpet)
Lineage: Eukaryota; Metazoa; Mollusca; Gastropoda; Patellidae
Product: tRNA modification GTPase GTPBP3, mitochondrial
Exons: 8
Coding region: 657-2198 (513 amino acids)
Biological process (GO): tRNA wobble uridine modification; tRNA methylation
Cellular component (GO): mitochondrion; cytoplasm
Molecular function (GO): protein binding; GTP binding; GTPase activity
Source: RefSeq, a predicted model, not a curated record
AUUAAAGUAUACAUAAUCUACAAUGGAAAUGAAAUGAAAUGGGGUUUAACAUCCUACUGUUCUGUUCCGACUGGGCUAAUGAAGACAGGCAUAUGCCAUGCAGUGUGCUAUGAGGGAAAUUUUGCCCAGGCAGCAGCACUAUGGACUACUCUUAUAUCGAAUUCCAACUGCCAAGUGAUCUUUUACGUGCACGCCAAUGUGUACCCUGGACCUUGGUUUUUUGUCCUAUCCGAAUGACUAGACAGCUGUUCUUGUCAGGCCCUCCAUCCUGCAACACUGACAAGGGGAAACCAAGUUGGAAAAUCCUGAUGAACUUCUCAGCCAAUGCAGGGAUCGAACAUGUGACCUCCAGGCUAGCGAGCCAACGUCUUACCAGUACAACUUGUCAGAUCUUAAUGUAGUGUUGACCAUCGAAAGUAUAAAUAAACGAAACGAAAUAUAGAUCUGUAUUUUAAUCAGAUUGGUAUCAUUCUAUAGCCCAGUUAGAGCAGAACAGUAGGACGUUAAACCCCAUUUCAUUUCAUUUAUGAUAAAUAUUUUGUCUCUGGUAUUUUAGAAGGAACAGCUUAAACAGUGUUGGUGGUAUACCCUCAUUGAACUUCAUUUGAAUGAAGUUGCCUACAUAAAGUUGACCAAUUUGAUUUGAAAAAGAAAUAAUGUUUUUCACCAAGUUUGUUUUAAAGACACGUCUAUCAUUUUCUGUAAUACGCAGCAUAUCAAACAGUGUGUUAAAUCAAGGAACGAUAUAUUCAUUAUCAUCUGGUCAUGGUAAAUGUGGAGUAGCAGUUAUUCGUGUCUCCGGACCACAAACAUCAAAUGCAGUACAAAAGUUAAGUCAGGCCAAAAGUCUACCAGUUCCCCGUAAAUCACAUCUUAUGAAAUUCUAUAAUCCAGUGUCAUUAGAAGCCAUUGAUAAAGGAUUAUUGCUAUGGUUUCCUGGUCCAAGAAGUUUCACAGGAGAAGAUUGUGCAGAGUUUCAAGUACAUGGUGGUCCUGCUGUUGUCAUGGCAAUGUAUGAAGCCCUGUCAACAAUACAAGGAUUACGGACAGCAGAAGCUGGUGAAUUUACAAAAAGAGCAUUUAUGAAUAACAAAUUAGAUUUAACAGAAGUUGAUGGAUUAGCUGAUUUAAUACAUGCUGAAACAGAGGCUCAACGUAAACAAGCUUUACGUCAGAUGGAUGGAGAUCUUAGUCGACUUUAUAUGAACUGGAGAAAACGUCUAAUCAAGUGUGCUGCCAAUGUGGAAGCUUAUAUUGACUUCAGUGAAGAGGAGAAUAUUGAACAUGAUGUUAUUGAUAAUGUAAAUGAAGAAACAUCGAAGCUAUGUGGUGAAAUAGAAAGUCAUUUAGAAGAUAAUAGAAGAGGACAGCGAUUAAGAUCUGGUGUUAAUGUGGCUAUAAUAGGUCAACCUAAUGUUGGUAAAAGCAGCUUACUCAAUAUAUUAUGUCAGAGACCAGCUGCUAUAGUAUCACCUAUAGCUGGUACUACUCGAGAUAUUGUAGAGUCAGCUGUUAAUAUAGGUGGUUAUCCAGUAUUAUUAUCUGAUACAGCUGGUCUACGUAUAGGUCAAGAUGAAAUAGAGAAAGAAGGAAUCAGGAGAGCAAUUCAAAGAGCUCAGCAAGCAGAUAUUAAAGUCAUAGUUCUUGAUGUGACCAAGUUUCAAUUUAAAAAAGAUUUGAAGACGUUUAUUAAUCAACAUCUGCUAGAACUAGGAAUUACAGAAAGAUGUUCAGAAUCUGUUCAAAGUGAUAUAAAAUACAAUAGCAACACUCCUUAUGCUGAGCCAGAGAUAGAUCUGUCAGAUGUUUUAGUAGUGUUUAAUAAAAUAGAUUUAAUCAAUCAUGAAUAUAUGAUAAAAGAACUUAGUAAUAAUAUGUUAGACUUGAGUGUACAAGUUUCUUGUGUUACAGAGGAUGGUGUAGAACAAUUUCUGGAAAAACUGACUAAUAGAAUCAAAAACUUGUGUGGAAAUCCGCUAGCAGGUAAUCCAAGUUUAACACAAGCUAGAUACAGAUCACAUUUACACAAAUGUAUACAAUUUUUACAUUCUUACUUUAUACAAAUUAAGCAGCAAGAUAUAGUAUUAGCGGCUCAUCAGCUUCAUUUAGCUUUACGAGAAAUUGGGAAAAUUACUGGAAAAAUCUCCUCUGAAGAUAUUAUUGAUGUAGUGUUUCGAGAUUUUUGUAUUGGGAAAUAAAUAAUAUUUAUAUUAA